GGGCGGCGGCCGCGGCGCCGAGGGGGCGGGCGGGCGUGCCGGGAGCGCCGCGCGGCCGCUCGCCAUGGGGCCGCGCUGAGGCCCCCUCCGCCUGCCGCCGGCGCCCCAUGCAGCGUCCCCGCGCCGUGCCGUGCCGGGCCGGGCGGGCGGCUCCAGCCAUGCAGCGCGGCGCGCCCGCGGGCACAUGGGGCAGCGCCUGAACCGCUGCCUCGAUGUGCCCGGCGCGCUCCCGCCGCCGCCGCCGCCGCUGCUGCCGCUGAGGCGGAGGCUCCUGCUGCUCUUCAUCAUGCUCUUCCUCUGGCUCUACAUGUUCUACUCGUGCGCCGGCUCCUGCGCCGCCCUGCCCGGCCUGGCGCCCCGCGGCUCCCCCGCGCCGCCCCGCGGCUCCCCCGCGCUGCCGCCGCGCGCCCCGCCGCAGCCGCCCGAGGAGAGCAGCGUGGAGCAGCAGCGGGCGGCGCCCGACGCCGCCGGCCCCAUCUCCAGCUUCUUCAACGGCUCGGGCACCAAGCGGCUGCCGCAGGCCAUCAUCAUCGGCGUGAAGAAGGGGGGCACGCGGGCGCUGCUGGAGUUCCUGCGGGUGCACCCCGACGUGCGCGCCGUGGGCGCCGAGCCCCACUUCUUCGACCGCAACUACGAGCGGGGCCUCGCCUGGUACAGGGACCUCAUGCCCAGGACCCUCGAGGGGCAGAUCACCAUGGAGAAGACCCCCAGCUACUUUGUCACCAAGGAGGCUCCAGCCCGCAUCUCCUCCAUGUCUAAGGGCACAAAGCUCAUCGUGGUCGUGCGGGACCCCGUGACCAGAGCCAUAUCGGACUACACCCAGACGCUCUCCAAGAAGCCCGAUAUCCCCACCUUUGAGAGCCUGACCUUCAAAAACAGGACUACGGGCCUGAUCGACACUUCAUGGAGCGCUAUCCAGAUUGGCAUCUACGCCAAGCACCUGGAGAACUGGCUCCUGUACUUCCCCAUCGGGCAGAUCCUCUUUGUCAGCGGGGAGAGGCUGAUCAGCGACCCCGCGGGGGAGCUGGGCAGGGUCCAGGACUUUCUGGGCCUCAAGAGGAUCAUCACGGACAAACACUUCUACUUCAACAAAACCAAGGGCUUCCCGUGCCUGAAGAAGGCGGAAGGCAGCAGCAAACCCCACUGCCUGGGGAAGACGAAAGGCAGGACCCACCCUGACAUAGACCAAGAGGUGGUGCAAAGACUGCGGGACUUCUACCGGCCUUUCAACAUGAAGUUCUACCAGAUGACGGGGCAGGACUUCGGCUGGGACUGAGGCUGGCGUGGGAAAGUCCUCUGUAAUUACUUGCCCGGCACGGUUUGCGUAUAUAAAGAGAUAUAUAUGUAUGUAAAAUGUACAGAAAUCUAUUUUAUAAUAAUUUAUUUUUAAUUCCUAAGCAAUUAAUUCACUAAGCUGCCUAACCGCACUGGCUAGAACGGUAGCCCAUAACCUGUUUAACAUUCCACGGUGUUUAAUUCUAAUAUGUCUCUCCUUGUUUUUUUUUCCUGUUUUCUCCUCUUUUUGGUUUGGUUUGUAACAGAUGGUGCUUCCAUUUUUUCCUAAACAAAAAUUUGUAUUUAAAAAACAAAAAAAGGUGGGGGUGGGGCGGGAGGGAAAGCACAAAUUUAUUUUUGUUACGGGUAUCUGGCCUUUAUAAACACUUGCUUUCCCUAUUACGGUGUCCCAGUCUCUGCUCGGCCAUUGUGCUCCCUCGUCCCACAGCUUUCCUGGCAGAUCCUGCGGCCCCGGGAGGGGUUGUGGGCUAUGGAGGAGCUGGGGUGGGUGGGGAGGGAGGUUGUGCGUCUCCGUCGGACUGGAUACCUCUGCUGAACAGCGGCUUGUUUUACUGGUGGAUAUAAAGCGUAGGGACCCCCAAGCCAUACAGCUCCUACUGCCUCAGCUGUCUUCUGCUGGCUUCCAUAUCCCGAGCCUCUGCUGUACGGAUAACGUGCUCUUUUUCUAAAGGAGAAGAAGCGGGGAGGUUGAGAGACUGUUGCAUGGGGAGAGCUGUCUCCUCAGUAUACGUUUCCUUCUUGCCUUUUGCCAAGGAGGCUCUUUUCCGCUAUCCCUCUAUGCAUUUUAAAUCUUUACUGAAGGACAAAUGUAAAAAUAUAUAUAUAUAUAUAAAAGAAUAUAUAUAUAAUGUGUGGCAUUUUCAGUGCUGGUCUGAAUGACUCUUAAACAUCACCCCCAGGAGUGCUCGCGCACACAGGGCCCCUCUGGGAAAAGGCUAAACUGGCGAUGCAGGGAGAGGAACCUGCUUGUAUGCACCAAAGACACCACCAGAGCCACGGAGCUGUUUGCAAAAACCAAGGUGGCUGCUCGGGGCUGUCCCCAUCAGUGCAGGAUUGCAGGGGACACAACGCAGUCGGCCGCACCUCCAGCACCUCGGGAGCCGAAGCAAAUGAAAUGAGAGUGGGGCACCUCAGCCUUGUCCCUGUUAGUGGACUUGGCUUCGAUCAUGUUUUGGUGUAACACUUUGUCCGUGGUCUCUCCUUGGAGCAGUGUUUGCUCAGAGCCAGGAGGAGAUGCCGCUUUUCCGACAGAGAUGGAUCUGUAGGAAAGCAGGGGGAAGUGGAGAUUACGCUUGGGCUCAGGAGCAGCACGCGAGAGCACUGGGGGGGCAGCUGGGCAGCCCGGGAGCCUGAGCCUUCACAGACAGGAGCGGGCCGACCAUGGUACAGUAACCUACAAACCCAUCCCUCAGGUGGGGCCGGAUGCUUUGGGACAACAGGACACACUGGAUUAAGAUUUCCACUUGCUACGUCUCAGGCCCCAGUUGGGAUUUUGACCCCUUUUCCUACCCUGAGGAAGGCACUUCUUGCAGCAAUGCCACCCCCGGGAGGUGGAGUGAGGUAACAUCAGAAAUGAUUUGCUCCUUGCGUUUCUAACAGAAGCAGGGCCGUGUUGUCAUUGUGCAACUAUGGCAUAAAUGUGGGCUUUUAAAACCUUUAAUCUAACUCGGAAUUUAAAUGCAACAUGCUAUAGGCACACACCUAACUUACAGCGUGCAAAGACACCUGAGGUGGUGUGCUGGGACCAGCCUGGAGCGUGCUAAGUACAUCUCAUGAUGUUACCAUCUGAGCCCUUGCGUAAGGUGUGCAAUGUAGUAAAACUUGAAACAGCAAAUGCACCAACAGGUGUUGAUACUCUAGUUUUAUAUGUGUUGCCUGGAUAAAUUAGUGCCCUGCACCUCUCCCUGCAGUAGCCCACAGAAAAAGCCUUUGAACAGCGCGUUGCUGAGCCGUGCCCAGCUGCGGUAGGGUGUAGUCGGUGUUUCCCAGCUGUUUCAUUUACUUUAACAGCCUCCUUGCUCUUGGCUGCCCCUCACAGCUGUCUGCUGUGGCUAUUUCAUGAUGAAAAGGCUCCUUGGAGCCAUUUUAGCCAAGGAAAGGGAGGAUGCAUUGUGUCAGGACUGAGGCCUGUAGCAGAGCUGGUGGGGGCAAGAUGCAAAUUCCCCCUGCGAGAUUGCCUCCAAACGUCUCCUGCCGCAGUGGAAAGGCAAGUUCUGCAAAUCCUCUCUGUUCUGCCCCAAGUCAUUUCUAGCAACAAAAGUGCCGCUUCGGAUCAACGCAGUCUCCCUUUCAGAGGUCACAAAAGUGACUACACAAAAUAGUGCAAGUGUAGCAAAAGGGCUGCACAGGCUGGUAGGCAGCACAUGGGAGCCCUGCGCUGCCCUGUUCAGAUGAAAACCUUGAGGGGUGUUUGGUCUAUGCAUGUUUGGGGUCUCUGGUUUUUGCCUAAGCUGGGACCCCUGCUCUGCUCCCCGCUGCCAGGACGAGGUAAGAAAUACACAGGUGUGUCCGUUUUGCCACAGGCACCCUGCUAGCGUUGAAUGGUCGAGGGGAAUGGGUUGGGGGCGAGGAGAAAAACACUUCCUUUGGGAAACCAGAACCUGGUGGAAAAGAGUGAUUUUUGGGUCUCAGAUCCUCUGUCUUCCUCCUAGGUGGCUUGUGCAAUGGGUGGAACAGAGCUUGGCUCCGUGCGCUCUGGGGCAAACGCCCAAACUCGACCGCGCCGCUUCCCCAGAGCGGCUUCGCUGGCCGAGUGGCGAGAGCCUCGGGGAUUUAUUGCUUUGCCGUGGCUUCAUUUCCACUUGGUUUCCUUCGGAGUGCACGUGCCUGCCUAUUUUUUAAUGCCAGAAGAUUUAGCGUCCCAUAUCUUUUCCCUCUUCCUUUCUUGGACGCAACUUUUUAAUAUCCUGAUGCCUUCCUCAGCUCCGCGAAGCGCAGCAGGCUGGGGGCUUGAUUUGUGUAAUCAAGCCUUGCUGCAAAGUGCCCUCAUGAAGCAAUCUCUGUUGGAGAGUAGAAAUGCUGAGAGUGAAAAAUAACUCUUCUAACCUUAAGCAAAUUGUUAAGCCCUGGCUCAAUAUCCUUUGUAAUGAAGCCUGUACUAGGCUACUAGACUUCAUUUGGUAGAAAGGCCUUACCUAACCGAUAUGACAAUAAAGGUGAAUACCCUGUGGUGUACAUCUGGCUUGCUAAUACUGGAAUCAAUGCUAUUGUCAUCGUUUAAAAAUAUAUAUAUAUACCUUUUUUUUUGAAAUUAAGCUUGGGGGUGUAAGUAGAAUUUCUUUUUUCACACUGUAAUGUUAAUUUAUGGCUGAGUUUCAUUCAGUCCUGUAUUCAGGAGUGCAGUAUGGAUAUUAGUGAUGUGUAGUCUGUAACAUGGUACUAGAGAAUAGCCAAUUCGUAAAAAACAAAAAACAACCCCUCCAAACAAAAUAAAACCUAAAAGCAAAAAAAAAAAAAAACAAAAAAACCCCACAAUUCCCCCAAAAUCUGAAAAAAAAAAUGUAAAUCAAGUAUUUUGUGGUAUGUACAACACAAAUUAAUUUUACACGGAGAAAGAUGUUUCUAGGAAAAUGAAAUUCUGAUAAUUCAUACUAUUUGUAUGAACAAAUAAAAAUAUAUUUUACCAA
Messenger RNA from Dromaius novaehollandiae (emu), 4922 nucleotides. It is a transcript of the gene HS3ST3B1, whose product is annotated as heparan sulfate-glucosamine 3-sulfotransferase 3B1. The record is from RefSeq and is a predicted model, not a curated record. Gene Ontology annotation, molecular function: [heparan sulfate]-glucosamine 3-sulfotransferase activity. NCBI's taxonomy places the organism in Eukaryota, Metazoa, Chordata, Aves, Casuariiformes, Dromaiidae. Bases 185 to 1276 code for a protein of 363 amino acids. The transcript has 2 exons.